CUUUGGCACCUCCACCGAGGCAUCAGCACCCGUGGUGCUUUCAUUAUUUUCUGUUAAGCUGCUACAAUGACUAGCAUGGUGCAUAGGGAAAUGUCACUGGCCCACAUUGACAUUGUAAAUUGACACUGUAAAUUAUUACGAUAUCAGUACUUAAUGCUUGAACAAUGAAUUUCAUUAGAGAUAAACUAUAUAGACCUUGCAAACAGAAGAGCCACAAGCUAGUAAAAACACAGCUGUAGAUCUAUACAGAAGAUGGCAACAAGAGGCCAGUACAACAACCAAUAUUCUCAUGUACAAGCUAGCAACUAUCCACUGGCACCAGGACCAACCAGGUCUAGAUCUAGCCCACAAUAUGGACAUGGAUAUGGAUAUCAACCAUUGCACGGACACCCACAAGAACAAGACUACUCUGAGACGAGUAUGGCUUAUGGUCAAGCUAGGGAAAACAACGCCCACACGUAUGCUAAUCAUCACACACCAGUUGCACCACAACCAAAGCCUAGGACAAAACUUUCACAAGAAGGAAGAAACAUGACUGAGGGUGUGUCAUACAAUACGCAUAAUUUUGGACAACAGGCUCCAAUCCAGAGUGCCCAAGAUCAACGGACAAACCAAGGACCACUUGACCAGACAGCAGUGCUAGAGACUUUAAGUGGGCAAGACACAAAGCUGGAGAAAAACAAUACAGGAGAGAUUACAUACAGUGAAGAACUCAGACCAGAGUCACAUGGAUCCCGAAUCGAAAGAACUGACCAUGCCCCCGUAAUUGAAAAUCCUAAACCAGGAAACGACAGCAGAGAUGACCAAACCAAAGAGGCUGCUGACGUUAUACAAGGCCAAAAACCAAAAAUCCACACACAAUUGCUGACUCUAGCUGUGGAGCCCAGGGAGAUGAUAACUGAAAACAGAAGCUACCACAACGAAAUCAGUGGGAUCGAAGCAAUAAAAAGGCUUAAGGUUUUCCGAAAUUGCUGCUACCUCACACGCUACAGUGAAAUUCAGAAGUGUUACAUACUUUCUGUAUGCAUGAGCGAUGAAGACUUGCAAAACGAAAUUUAUAAGCAUUUUGAGCUGAAAGUUUCUGAUGAGGGAAUACGAAUUCUAGAACACAGACCAUUUGCAAAUUUAGUGGAAUUGCUUACGCAUUACGAAAAUAACAGACUCGGCUCAGCCUUCCCAACAAUUGGAAAAUGCAUUACCCUAAAUGCCUACAGGGAAAGAGUCAGAGAGAAACAUAAGAGGCAACCACAACAAGUACACCUACAGCUACAUCAAGAACAACAAGCUCAACCACAACAACAAACGCAACAAGCACCAAUACAAGCACAACAACAAGCUCGGCUACAACGAGCACAAAUACAAGCACAAAUUCGAGAACAUCAAGUACAAAUACAAGAACAACAAACGCAACUACAAAAAGUGCUACAACAACAAUUACAAGCCCAAAAAGAUUCACUACAACAAGCACAAAUACAAACACAAGUACAAGAACAACAAGUUGAAAUAAAACAACAACAGGGUCACCUACAUGAACAACAAAAUCAACUGCAAGAAACAGUUCAGCAACAACAAGCACAAUUACAACAACAAGCGCAGCAAAUACAAGCACUACAACAACGCAAAUGUAAAAUAUUUUAGCUUGAGACAGUACAUAUACUAUUAUGCCCCAGUGCACAUGUGCUUUUGUGUGCGUGCAUGUGUAGUUAUAACUAUAUUUGCAUAUGAAAUUUGCCACUUUGGAGGUCUAAUUGUCACCUACAUAAUUAUUUUGGAGGAUAAUAAA
Messenger RNA from Halichondria panicea, 1783 nucleotides. RefSeq names its product coiled-coil domain-containing protein 157-like. Bases 253 to 1638 code for a protein of 461 amino acids. Lineage: Eukaryota; Metazoa; Porifera; Demospongiae; Suberitida; Halichondriidae. The transcript has 8 exons. The record is from RefSeq and is a predicted model, not a curated record.